GAGAACACAGCAUUAUAUCAGGACCUAUAGACACCUGGACCAACCUGGAGAGAACACAGCAUUAUAUCAGGACCUAUAGACACCUGGACCAACCUGGAGAGAACACAACAAGAUGAGGAUCCUGCUGAUAGUCAUCCUCCUCUCCUUCAUGACAGGUUGUUUGAGCUCCUUCAAAGUGACAGGAUACUCUGGAGGAACUGUCAUCAUCUACUGUCAUUAUUACACAGAAGAAAGAAGUCAUGAGAAAUAUUUCUGCGUGGGGCAGUAUAGCUGGAGAUGUAAGGAUAUAAUCAGAACUGGAUUGAAGAACACCUGGGUACACAGAGGUAGAUUCUCUCUGUAUGACAACACUGGAGGAAACUACUUCAAGGUGAUCAUCAGACAACUGACCAGACAAGAUGAAGGGACCUACUGGUGUGGAGUGGACAAACCUACUAUACCUGACAGUUAUACCAAGGUAGAGCUGGAUGUGAAGGAGGAUGACUGCUGUAAGAAUGACUGA
Salmo salar (Atlantic salmon) is the source of this 502-nucleotide messenger RNA. Lineage: Eukaryota; Metazoa; Chordata; Actinopteri; Salmoniformes; Salmonidae. The record is from RefSeq and is a predicted model, not a curated record.